Molecule: messenger RNA, 4076 nt
Organism: Nymphaea colorata (pocket water lily)
Lineage: Eukaryota; Viridiplantae; Streptophyta; Magnoliopsida; Nymphaeales; Nymphaeaceae
Exons: 10
Coding region: 162-3911 (1249 amino acids)
Source: RefSeq, a predicted model, not a curated record
GGGAACGCGGCCAAUUCGAAACUUCCCCGCCACCCGCGAAUCCCCACGUAUGCGCCCACAAGUCUCGCCGCCCAAGGAAAGCAACCGAGCCAGGAGGCCGACGUCUCUUCUGAAAGCGGGAGGAGACCGGAGACCGCGACGGACCGCACGGGGAAGCGCCAAUGCUUCGACUCGUCGGGAGGCGACGCCGUUUUCCGCCGUAUACCGGCCGGAAACCGCUGCUUCGCUCGUGCUUCACCGAUUCCAGCCGCCCCACCCUCCAGGCCAAGCAGGACUCCAAGACCCUAGCCCCCGCUCGCGUCUCGGAAACCGUCCCUAUCGCUUCCUCUCCGCCUCCUUCUCGCCGGGGCACCUUCUUCCUUCUCGCCGUUGGUUCUGGCGCCCUAGUUUCCACCGCCACCGCGGCAUUUCUCCUCUCAUCUGGCGACACCGAUGGGUCGCUUCAUGAUCGGUCCCAGCGGUUGUAUUCCGACCUCGAGGAGGCGAUUGGUAGGCACAGAGAAUCCCUCCGCCGGGUUUCCUCUGCCACGUCGGCGUUCUAUGAUCGGAUCGUGCAGACAGGUGUUGCCGCUUCCGUCCUGUGGAAGUCCCUCUGCUCUGUCUUGUCUUCGGCAAACCAGGAGGUGCGGUCGGGAUUCGGGUUGAGGGUGGCGGCACUCCUGGCAGACAUAACGGCUGCGAACGAGAGCCGGAGGGCCGCAAUCGUGGGUGCCGGUAGUGGCGCCGUAGUCGAUUGGCUUCUCGAGACGGUGGCUUGUGCGGACGCUGCGUCCAGGGCCACGCAGGCCGAGUCGGCCAGGGCGUUGGCUCACCUAAUCUCGGAUCCUGGCGUCUGUGAGGCGGUGCUCGGGAGGCCUCAGGCGAUUCCGAACCUCCUCCGCUUCAUCUUUUCGGGACAACCUCAGCGUGCAAAGAAGCAGACUAAACGCAUGUCCUUGGACGAUGCUGAAAUCUUGAAAGGAAGGAGCAUGCUUGUUGCUGCUAUCAUGGAUAUAGUUACUUCAAAUUGCAGCGGCACGGAUAAACCACAAUUUAGACCAUGUCUUCCGGCACAUGCUGAUAUGCGAGAUAUUGCUGCUGCCCUGGAGGUGGUUGAGGAAGGUGGGAUGCGGUUGGAUGAACCACAUGAUAGUGAAGAUGAAGAUGGCAAUGAUAAUGGAAUAAAGGGCAUUGGGAUAAAAAUAUUUGGUGGUACUGGCAUCCUUGGGCUGUCGAGAGUGCAUGGUGAUUUAGAUUUCAAGCUUUCUGAUACUGGCCAUUUAGAGAAGUCGGGGAAUUCUCGAUCGAGUACAAUCUUGCAUGAAAAUCGCCAGUUCCAGCCAUCAAGUAAAGGAGAAUCGGGUUCCCUUUCAGUUUCUAAUUCAUCUGAACUAGUUGAUUCAGGAAAAGGAAUCGACUUUCAUGGCCUCUGGGAUGAUUUGCACUGUAGGCAUGUCGCUGUUCCUUUUGCAACAUGGGCAUUAGCGAACUGGGCAUCAGCGUCACAAGUUAAUCGCGGUCAUAUCCAGGAGCUUGACAGAGACGGGCGUGCAAUCAUGACAGCUUUGAUGGCACCAGAAAGGACUGUAAAAUGGCAUGGAAGUCUGGUUGCUCGGAUGAUCUUAGAGGAUAAGGAUUUGGCAGUGACAGGCACUGUUCCUGACUGGAGUUCUUGUCUUCUCUACACUGCUUCUCAAGCUAGCAAGUUGGAGGACAUUCCACUGACUAAUGUGGCACUCUCAGCUUUCUUGGUUUCACUUGAAAGAUGUCAAGCUGCAAGGACAUUAGUAAUGGAAAAGGGCCUUUAUCUAAUGCGAGAAGUUGCUAAGUAUACUAAAAAAAAUGGGCAAGUCCAAGAGUCACUUGCAAAAGCCUUGGAACUUCUCUGUUCUGGGGGCAAAUGUAUAUCUCUUGAGGAGGGCCAAAAAUGGUCUGGCAUUCUUUUGCCAUGGGUUUGUGGUAAGCACAUCUCAGAGUCCACACGACUUUCUGCAAUAAAGGUGCUUGCAUGCAUUCUUGAGGAUUAUGGGCCAGGGUCAAUAUCUAUAUCUCAAGGGUGGUUAGCCAUACUGCUCUCGGAAAUUUUAAUUGUUAGUAAGAGGACUGCUGUCAAAGGAAAUGCUUCCAAAAAAGGUGACAAAGUGAAGACUCAAAUUGAUCAGUCAAAUGUUCAAACAGCCGCUGAGGUUUCCACUAUCUUGGCCAAUGCUGUUAUUAACUUAGCAAUUAGUCAAUCAGAAAGCACAGAUGACUCAUUUGAUGCGUUGCCUCUUGCGAGCCUCCUUUCACUAGAACCCUUUGCUGGUCAGCUCAAAAACAAGAAAGUUGAGAAUUUGCCCAAGUUCGAUGCUGCUGAUUCUGCAAUAGCUACACUGAAGGGUGUUAAGGCAUUGACCGGUUUGUGUUAUGAUGAUUUAUCAUCUCAGAACAUGAUUGUAGAUUCUGGAAUUUUGUGUUUGUUGCGACGUCUCUUGUUAUGUGAUGACUAUGAGCGACUAGCUGCAAAUGAGGCAUAUGAUGCAUCUAGAAUCCGGGAGGCACAGGAACGAGUUCCAAAUCCUGAUGAAUCCCCUAUAUCAGUUGCAAAUGAUUCUUCAAGCAUUCGGGUGCCUCCUACAGCUCAUAUCCGAAGGCAUGCUGCUAGGUUACUUACAAUCCUUUCUCUUCUUCCAAAGGUACAGAAAUUAAUUUUAGCGGACAAGAUUUGGUGCAAGUGGCUUGAUGAUUGUGCCAAUGGGAGGAUUUCUGGCUGCAAUGAUCAAAAAAUUCAAAGUUAUGCUCGAGCAACUCUUCUAAACAUUCUUUGCCCUGGCCAGGCUGGCCCACAUGAUUCCGGUGGGCAGGAUGGUCUUAGCAAAGAGGGAGGGAUCCACAAGAGAAUGUGCCCUCAAUAUGAUGACAUGAUAUUUUUAAUUAAUCCCGAAUUACCACAUUGGAAAUGUUCAGACAUGUUUGGUCAGGGUGGCUCUCACGAGGAUGGACCAGGUGCAAUUGCAACUAAUAGCCAGCAGAGUAUAUCUGUUGCCACCCCUGAAUGUUUCGAUGACAAAAAAAUUGAAAAUCUGGAUUGUAGCACGUCAUGUGGUAGGGUAUCAGAUGAGUGUUCAAAGGAUGUGGUUUCAUCAAUUGAUGUUGUUUUCGUCCAUGGCUUACGUGGAGGACCUUUUAAAACUUGGCGCAUAGCAGAAAAUAAGUCUUCGACAACUAGUAAAUCUGGCCUUGUAGAGAAGAUUGACCAGGAGGCAGGAAAAGAAGGAACGUGUUGGCCACAGGAAUGGCUUGCAACUGAUCUACCUCAUGCUCGCUUAUUUGCCGUGAAGUACAAGACAAAUUUGACCCAGUGGUCUGGAGCUAGUCUUCCUCUCCAGGAAGUUAGUGCAAUUUUGCUGAGGAAAUUGGUUGCUGCUGGAAUUGGAAGUCAUCCAGUCGUCUUUGUGACUCACAGCAUGGGAGGUUUGGUGGUCAAGCAGAUGUUAUAUCAGGCAAAGAAUGAGAAUAUUACUGAGCUUGUUAAGAACACUCGUGGAAUUGUCUUCUACAGCUGUCCGCAUUUUGGCAGCAAGCUUGCAGAUGUUCCCUGCCGUAUGGGCCUUGUGUUUCGACCAGCUCCAUCGAUUGGAGAGCUAAGAAGUGGAUCUCCAAGGCUUGUUGAGCUUAAUGAUUUCAUCCGUCAUCUACAUAACCGAGAAGGACUUGAGGUCCUUAGCUUUAGUGAGACCAAAGUGACUCCCAUAGUUGAAGGUUAUGGUGGAUGGGCCUUCCGGAUGGAAAUUGUGCCAAUAGAGUCAGCAUAUCCUGGCUUUGGUGAACUUGUAGUAUUAGAUGCCACUGAUCACAUCAAUUCUUGCAAACCAGUAAGUCGUUCCGAUCCGUCCUAUAUGGAGACUCUAGAAUUUCUUCUGAAGUUAAAGGAGAAGGUCACGAGUGGAUAAAAGGCGGAAGCAUUGGCGCCAAGCUUGUAUUGUUGUAGUCAUGUUGUGUAUAUGAAAUAUUCAUUCUUUAUUAAUCUAUAUUUAUAGUAUGCGAUGCUGGCAUACAUGUACAUCUGUAUAUAAGCAUUCCUUCAGCAUGUGAAUCUACAUAAUCAAUUCUUUCAA